Haliotis rubra (blacklip abalone) is the source of this 1268-nucleotide messenger RNA. RefSeq names its product perakine reductase-like. Lineage: Eukaryota; Metazoa; Mollusca; Gastropoda; Lepetellida; Haliotidae. The record is from RefSeq and is a predicted model, not a curated record. Gene Ontology annotation, molecular function: oxidoreductase activity. The transcript has 8 exons. Bases 188 to 1207 code for a protein of 339 amino acids.
CCUAAGCAUGUCACAUGAUCAAAACAUGGCGGCAGUUAUCUAAGCGCUUUUGGUCAACUCCAAUUCAUGUUCAGGCUGUAAUCGCCGUAAUCUUUAUGUGUCUGCAUUGUCACAGGUCUCAAAUACGACUAUUAGAUACAUUUGCAUAAAGUUAGAAGGAAGACCUCCAGAGGAACAAUCACUAAAGAUGGUAUCAAUUCCUAAGACCACACUUUCUGGUGGUCUGGAGAUAGCAAAGAUUCUGAAUGGAAUGUGGCAAGUGUCUGGUGCCCAUGGCAACAUAGAUCCCAGUAAAGCAGUUGAGGAAAUGCUCAAGUACUAUGAUGCAGGCCUCACAACCUUUGACCUAGCAGAUAUAUAUGGCCCAGCAGAAGAGAUAUAUGGUGCCUUUGUACAGAAGCUUGCCAGCCAGCGAGGUGGUGAAGCUGUUUCCAAGAUACAGGGCCUGACAAAGUUUGUGCCCCGACCAGGACCAAUGUCACGACAGGUGGUCGAAGGGGCCAUUGUUCAGUCAGUGCAACGGAUGAAGGUUUCCCACCUGGACUGUGUCCAGUUUCACUGGUGGGACUACUCGGACAAGAGGUACCUGGAUGCACUGAAACACUUGCAGGAUCUCCGGAUGGAGGGAAAGAUAGGUGAGGUGGCACUGACAAACUUCGACACAACUCGUCUACAAGAGAUCAUUGACCACGGAGUGACCGUGUCCAGCAACCAGGUCCAGUUUUCCCUCCUUGACAUGCGGCCAGCAAGAAAGAUGGCACCGGUCUGCGAGGCAAACAAUGUCAAAAUACUGGCAUAUGGUGUGUUAGGUGGUGGUUUGAUCAGUGAGAAGUACUUGGGGAAAGCGGAGCCUAAGGGUCGGUCUGUCCUCAACACUGCCUCCCUCAGCAAGUACAAGAACAUGAUAGAUACCUGGGGUGGAUGGCCAUUAUUUCAAGAGCUGCUGCAGGUGCUAGAUGAGAUUGCUAAGACUCACAAUGUAUCAAUUCCCAACAUUGCCGCCAACUACAUCCUCGCACAGCCGGCGGUCGGGGGCGUCAUUUUGGGAUGCCGACUAGGAGUGCCAGGCUGUGAACAUAUUGAUGACAACCUGCGAGCACUCACUGUGAACCUUACAGACUCAGAUAAGCUUGAUAUUGACUCUGUGUUGAAGAAAGGUCGUGACCUGAUGUCUGUUAUUGGAGACUGUGGAGACGAGUACAGAUGAUGUGUACAAAGUUUGGAGAAUCUCUUACAGCUGAGAUUAAUGUGAAUUAACGUAUUAUUAU